Dictyostelium discoideum AX4 is the source of this 507-nucleotide messenger RNA. RefSeq lists its product as hypothetical. The transcript has a single exon. The record is from RefSeq and is a predicted model, not a curated record. The coding region runs from base 1 to 507 and encodes 168 amino acids. NCBI's taxonomy places the organism in Eukaryota, Evosea, Eumycetozoa, Dictyosteliales, Dictyosteliaceae.
AUGGAAAAAGAACAAAAGGAAGAAUGUAAAGAUAAUACUGAAAUUCAAGAUAAAGGCGAAACAACAGAAAAAAUAACUUGUUGUGGUGGUAAUAACAACAACAACAACAACAACAAUAACAACAAUAACAAUGAAGAAGAAAAAGAAAGUAGUCAAUGUGAUGAUUGUGGAUUAUGUAAAUACGUACCAGAUAAGAUACCAUUAUAUGGACCAUACUCAAUUAGAGGUUUAGAACCAGGUGAAACCUAUUAUUAUUGUACUUGUGGUUUAACAAAAGGUCAACAACCAUUAUGUGAUCAAAAAUCAUGUAUAGGUACAAAAUUUACACCAACACCAUUUCAAUUAAAAAAGAAACAAACUAUUCAAUUACUUUGUGGUUGUAGAUAUACUGGUAGACCACCAUUUUGUGAUGGAGUUCAUUCAAAAAUACCUUUUAAUCCUCAAAAUCCACCUUGUGUUUGCAAUGAAAAAAAAGAAGAAAUAUGUAAAAAAGCUUCUGAUUGGUAG